Molecule: messenger RNA, 1170 nt
Organism: Arabidopsis lyrata subsp. lyrata
Lineage: Eukaryota; Viridiplantae; Streptophyta; Magnoliopsida; Brassicales; Brassicaceae
Product: F-box protein At2g14500
Molecular function (GO): protein binding
Source: RefSeq, a predicted model, not a curated record
CGUCCAAACACUUUGGAUACUACUCCUAACCUUCGCACCUGGUCAGAGCUCCCUCAUGAUUUGCUGAGAUCUAUUUUUGAACGAUUGAGUUUUUCGGAUUUACAUCGUACUAAGUUUGUGUGUUCGAACUGGAAUUCGAUUUCGAAACAAACAGUUCCCCAGCAAAACAGAUCUCCAUGGCUAAUGCUAUUUCCAGAUGGAGACGAUGGUUGCCUGUUGUACAAUCCAGAGGAAUACAGGAUUUACAAAUCCGUAAGAGACUUCUCAGGGACUAUGUUCCUUGCAAACUCGGGUAAUUGGUUUCUUGUGAUGGAUUCUAAAUCCAAUCUCUAUAUCAUAGAUGUGUUUAGCGAGAAUAGGAUCGAUCUUCCGCCUCUAGAGUCGUUCCAGUCAGAUUAUUUUACCCUAGAGCGACUAGGAGAUAAGAAAUUCAAAUUGCAAGUAACUGAUCACCAUGAUGGUCAUGUUUUUUACACAAUAGGCGAAGUUUUAAGAGGUCUUUUGUGGGUAGACAAGAAAACAAAAGAGUUUGUUGUAGUUUGGUUCUUCGAUUACAAUUGCAAAUUUCUAGCCUAUUGCAAGAAAGGUGGUGAUCAUUACAGUUACAUUGAGAUAUGUUACUUCCUCCCGGAGUAUCGAGGUGUAUCAGAUAUGGUACUCCAUGGUUACUUUCUUUAUAUCGCUACGCCUCGUGGUUACAUUCGAUUCCUUGAUUUGUCUAAACAAGAACGUUUCGAGGAGGUUACUGGAAUUUACCCAUUGAAAUGGUUUAAUCCAUGUUAUUAUAAAACCAAUUGUAGCAUUGUGGUUACAACAGCAGGAGAGGUUUUAAUGUUCCAGAACAACCUUGACAAGAAAAACAUUGAAAGUGAUAAGAGCUUCCGACUCUACAAGCACGGUCCUAAUGAAAUUAAUUACUACGACCCGCCGCUUGUUGAGGUAGAUUCUCUAGGAGAUGAAGAGGCUCUGCUUCUUGACUUGGGUAUCACUAUGCCUGGUAUCGAACCAAACUCCAAAGACCGUGUUUUACACCGUCAGGAUAUAAACCUGCACAUCUGUGUGUUCAAUCUCGAAACCAAGACCCUCAAACGCUUCCCUAGGCUCUCCAACUUGAAGCUCAAAGAUGCUCGAUGGUUUCUCCCUGGGAUUUGAAAUUUACCAAAUUUUCCU